Molecule: messenger RNA, 2391 nt
Organism: Drepanopeziza brunnea f. sp. 'multigermtubi' MB_m1
Lineage: Eukaryota; Fungi; Ascomycota; Leotiomycetes; Helotiales; Drepanopezizaceae
Source: RefSeq, a predicted model, not a curated record
AUGAACAUCAUCGAAAGCCAGGUCGCAGAUCUCAACUACCUCGUUGAAUCGCCCAUGGCAGCCGCAAUCACAACCCCCAUCUCCCCCGCCGGCGUGGCGCGCAGCAUGAACGGCCAGCGACAGUCCUCGAGUGUGGAAAGCCCUGCAGAAACAGGCAAUGCAGGUGGAACGAAGAGGAAAAGCGACGAGACGGGCACGAGUGCGAGUGCGAAUGGGAAUGGGAACACACAUCUGAGGGCCAAGAGGAACAGAUAUAUCUCGCUUGCGUGCAACGAAUGCAAGCGCAGGAAGAUCAAGUGCAAUGGGAAUACGCCCUGCCAGCGCUGCGGGAACCUCAACCUCGACUGCCAGUAUGCGCCGAACUGCUGUACGAAUGGCUUCAAGGAGUCCGAGGAGUUUCGCCUGAUGAACUCGCAUCUCGCGGCGCUGCAGGAACAAGUCGACAAUCUAUAUGCGAACCUGAAUGCUUUGCGGGCUGGAGGAGAUGGAGCUUCAUUCAUUGCGCCGUCUGAGGGCUCCAUGUCUGUGUCUCACAUCCCGCCCACAUCCCCAUCAGCCAGAUACCGACCGAUCCACCAGCACCCUUCUUUUCACGGUCCGACGAGCUCGGCAUUCAGUCUCGAUGUUGCGAAGAAUACACUGCAUAAUAUGGGAUAUCAGGGCCUCGGGGUAGAUGAAGGCGCUGUUACUUCAGAUGCCACACCCGUCGGCUCUCCUCCUCCCAUAGCUCACGUUCGGCAUGUGUCCGUGGUGGACGGGGCUCUUGGUAAAGACCCCAUCUGGGCACUUAGCAGAGAGGAGAUGCUUCGGCUAUGUAGGGUUUAUGAAGAAGAAAUGGGACUGAUGUACCCUAUUUUGGAUAUCGAGAAGGUUAUGAUACAUGGGACCAAACUACAUGAUCUUGUCGACACUACUGCUCGCACUGGUCUUGCCAAUCCGGCAACUGCAGGGAAUGGCGUCCAUGAUACCCAGUCGCUGGUGUUGAAGAUGGUUCUUGCUUGUGCCACUGUUGCGGAAGGUAAUGGCCAGAGUGAGAUUGCGUAUAGGAUAUUCAAGAGUGUUAGAGAAGCUGCGGAUAGGAGACUACAUAGCGAGGUGAUUGAUUUCAAAAGCCUGCCAUUUUUGGUUCUCGUGUCCAUCUACCAUUUCCAUUGUGACGAGGAGGCAUUGGCCUGGCGAAUUAUCGGCCAAGUCGCCCGCAUGUGCAUAGAGCUCGGCCUCCACCGACGUGAUUCCCUGUUCAAAGUUGUCACCGAUGAACAGGAGCGUUCAGAAGCCAUCAGAUUAUUCUGGUCCAUCUACGUCUUGGACCGGAGGUGGAGCUUUGGAACGGGCAUGCCGUUUGCAUUACAGGACGCGGACAUUGAUCCAAACUUACCCGAACCCGAGCUCUCUAUUCCAUAUCUCAACGUCAUGAUCACCUAUUCGCGAAUCGGAUCAAAAGUUUGGAAGUCUGUGUGCAGCUUUCUACCGGUCACUGCACCAGCCUUGAACAUUGAAGACAUCGGGUACCUCGACUAUCAGAUCCUACAAUGGCAAAAGAGUAUCCCUCCCGAACUCCAAUUACCCACCUCGAACUCAGCUCAACCUUCUUCUCGCGCAAUUCACCGUCUGCAGAUACUGCUAUACCUAAGAGCCAAUCAGAUGCGUAUUCUCAUCUACCGUCCCGUCCUGCAUUCCGCAACAUCCAUCCAAGACAAUUUGCAGUACGCGGAAACAGUGGUCGAGCUCGCUAAAGACACUAUCCGCGCUCUCACCCACCUCAACCAGACGUCAGACAUCUACCGCGCCCAGCAAGUCUGCUUCAAUUACUUCCUCAUCUCGGCCCUGGCAGUCGUCUUCCUCGCCAGCUGUCACGCCUCGGUACGCUUCAGCGAUAUCUGUCGCGAAGAAUUCUACAUGGCUCUCGACCUCGUCAAAGGCUUCAGCACCAAAUCAUUCGUCAGCAAGCGCCUCUGGAAAACCAUCAAGGGCCUCAAAGAAGUUGGUCCGAAACUCGGCCUCGCUCCAGAUCCCCUGCUCAGCGGCGCCUUGGCACACAACAGCAGUAUGCGCGAGGACGACGCUCACUCCUCUGCAGCAUUAGCUAUGGCUGGGCUGGCCGGACAUGAGAUCAGCGGAAUGGGCGUCAAUGGGUUCGGAGCUGAAAGCUUGGUGGGAGGAACAGGAACAAGCAGUAGUCCGAUGAACGGGUACCAGAUGAGCACCGAGAUGACGCAUCUAUUCGAGGCUGCGCUUGGUAGUAUGGGGAUGAAUGGUAGUGGGAAUUCAUCGGGAACGACACCAGGAGGCGGUCAUUUCGCACCGCUUGGGGAUGGGCUGGGCGGGGUCGGCAGCACCAUGUUUGGUGGGGACGAGGAGCUCUAUCGGCAGCUGAAGGAUUUGUUCUAG